AUCGGCGCAAGCCUUCACAUCCGGUUAUAUGAAAGUCCGUAGCCCCACACGUUGCGGUCUCUCAUCGGCAAACCGACUUGGGAAGCAAUUAAUACCAUCCCCGCCAAAUAUCAACCAAAAUCUCCAGAGAUUCCAUCGCUCGUAAAAACCUCCCAAGAAAACCCUAAUAAUUCCUUUCCCAGUCCUAUUCACGUCGACAUAUCGAAUCCAAGAAGGAAAAAAACUAGUUCGAACCCAUAAAGAACCUCAUCGAUUUUUCCUUCGAUUCAUCUUCUGUUAUUAAACCCAACUCCCUCUUAUUCUCUCCGCCCUUUAUUUGAUUCUUGAGGAUAUUCCAUUGAUUUUGGUUAUUUCUUCAAUUGAAUUUGUUGUAUUGAGUAAUAACAAUGGAUGAUGUGAAGGACAAGGUCAAGGGUUUCAUGAAGAAAGUCAACAACCCAUUCUCGUCAUCUUCUUCUGGCAAAUUCAAGGGCCCAGGCAGAGUUCUGGGUUCCUCCUCCUCGGGCCCCACCAACCCGACUCCGGCCCGGCCGAGCCACCCCUCUCCUGCUGCCUUGAAUCCCAAGCCAUUGCCCCCAAAAGCAGCUGAUUCGGAUCGCCAGGUGAAUGACAACAUGCCUAAAAGUGAAACGGGUUUGGGUUCGAAUCCGAAACCAAGAACUGAUUCGAAACCAAGAACAGCAACUGGGUUUGAUCCUUUUGACACUCUGAUCACCUCAGGUAACAGGAACAAAAAUGGGUAUUCUCUGAAUGUAUUUGAAUGUCCUGUUUGUGGCCGUGCUUAUGGGUCUGAACAAGAAGUCUCUAGUCAUGUAGACAGUUGUUUAAAUAGUGUAGAGGCCAAUAACGUUGGUGGCGGUGUAGAAUUAUCUGAAAGUGAUGGUACUUCUGUGUCUGGAAAUGAAUUAGAAACUUGUGUUGGUGCAUACGUUUCCGGGAAGCCUUCAGACGUAUCGGUUGAGAUUGUUCUUAGGUUGUUGAGAAAUGUUGUGAAGGAACCAGAAAACGCCAAGUUUCGGAGAGUUCGGAUGGGGAAUCCGAAGAUACGGGAGGCUGUUAGUGAAGUUACUGGAGGAGUGGAGUUGUUGGAAUGUGUCGGGUUUGGACUGAGAGAGGAAGAUGGGGAGAUGUGGGCAGUAAUGGAAGUUCCUUCAGAGGAGCGAAUCCUUGGAAUUAAGAAGGCGAUAUCGUUAUUGGAACCGCAAAAGGUUGAAGAAAUGCCUUCUACAGCUCCAUCUAAGAUAGAUGAACCGGUUGAGCCGAACAAGGUUGACAGACAGAUACGCGUGUUCUUCUCUGUUCCGGAAAGUGAAGCUGCUAAAAUUGAGCUGCCGGAUUCGUUUUAUAACAUUUCACUUGAAGAGGCUAAAAGAGAUGCAGAUAUGAGGCGGAAAAAGAUGGCAGAAUCACAACUUUUAAUCCCCAAGUCAUAUAAGGAAAAGCAGGCAAAAGCUGCAAGAAAAAGAUACAAAAAAACUGUAAUCCGGGUCCAGUUUCCCGAUGGAGUGGUGCUGCAAGGUGUCUUCUCUCCUUCGGAGCCAACUAGUGCUUUAUACGAGUUUGUCAGCUUAGCAGUGAAAGAACCCAGCUUGGAGUUUGAGCUAAUAAAUCCUCUAGCGAUCAAACGGCGUGUGAUUCCUCAUUUUCCCGCAACAGGGGAGAGAGCCAUAACCCUUGACGAGGAGGAUCUGGUCCCUUCAGCUCUUAUCAAGUUCAGACCAUUUGAAACAGAUUCCGCUGUUUUCACCGGUCUCUGCAACGAACUCCUUGAAAUCAGUGAACCGCUUGUAUUGGGUUCGGCUGUUGCUCCAAUUUAGAGCUCCAUUACAAGUUACCUUUGCUGGGCUUGCUUCAACUAAGAAAGAGGAUCAUAAUCCUUACUGGCUGGCGUCUCAACGGGCACCCUUCUUUAGUCUUGUACUCUGAAAAUCUGCAUAUAGAAAUCCAAAAUACAAAAUGAGAAAGCUCUCAGUUCGGUGUAGUGUUGGUAUUUUAGGUUAUCUUUUUGCUGAACCCUGAAGGUUUAAACAAAGAUGUUGUCUCUUUUUUUGUUUUUUUUGCAAACAAAUUUAAUUUCCGUUUAAUCCUUUGUGAUGGUCCUUCAGAUGAUAUAUCAUCUUAAAUCACUCAUUGUAA
Messenger RNA from Rhododendron vialii, 2136 nucleotides. Its product is annotated as plant UBX domain-containing protein 2. Gene Ontology annotation, biological process: DNA repair; defense response to fungus. The transcript is spliced from 3 exons. Gene Ontology annotation, molecular function: protein binding; DNA binding. The record is from RefSeq and is a predicted model, not a curated record. NCBI's taxonomy places the organism in Eukaryota, Viridiplantae, Streptophyta, Magnoliopsida, Ericales, Ericaceae. Bases 387 to 1817 code for a protein of 476 amino acids.